Molecule: messenger RNA, 2025 nt
Organism: Guillardia theta CCMP2712
Lineage: Eukaryota; Cryptophyceae; Pyrenomonadales; Geminigeraceae
Exons: 2
Coding region: 1-2025 (674 amino acids)
Biological process (GO): pentose-phosphate shunt
Cellular component (GO): cytosol
Molecular function (GO): transketolase activity
Source: RefSeq, a predicted model, not a curated record
AUGCAGACGGCCACCGGUGUUGACAUUGCUGCCCUCACCCGUGCGGCCAACGAGGCCAGAGGUCUUGCCAUGGACUCGAUCGCUGCCGCCAAGUCUGGACAUCUUGGUCUUCCCCUUGGCUGUGCUGAGAUCGGAGCCGUCCUUUACUCGGACUUCCUCCAGCACAACCCCAAGGACCCCCAGUGGCUCAACCGCGAUCGUUUCGUUCUCAGUGGAGGCCACGGAUCCAUGUUCUUGUACUCCUGGCUCCACAUCUCCGGCUACAACCUCCCCAUGAGCGAGGUCAAGAACUUCCGCCAGCACCAUUCGAUGACCCCCGGCCAUCCCGAGUUUCCCAACUCCGAGCACAACACCCCGGGUAUCGAGGCCACCACCGGCCCCCUCGGCCAGGGCGUCGUCAACGCCGCCGGUAUCGCUGCUGCCCAGAAGAUGGAGCAGGCUAUGUUCAACACCAAGGACCACACACUCUUCGACUCGGUGACCGUUGCUCUUUGCGGAGACGGCUGCCUCCAGGAGGGAGUCUCUGCUGAGGGCGCUGCCUUCGCCGCCCACGAGGGUCUCGACAACCUGAUCAUCGUCUACGACUCUAACGACGUGACCCUCGACAAGAUGGCUGAGUACACCCAGUCUGAGGACACCGCCGCCCGCUACACUGCCUACGGGUGGGAGGUCGUUACCAUCGAUGGACAUGACAUCAAUGCUGUCAAGAACACCCUCGACAAGUUCCGCUCUUCCAAGAACGGAAAGCCCAAGCUUCUCGUCUGCAAGACCAUCAUCGGCAAGGGUAUCGAUGAGGUUGCCGGAACCAACGCUGCUCACGGAGAGGCUGGCGUCAAGUACGUCGCCGAGGCCAAGAAGAAGCUCGGCCUUACCGAGCCGUGGCAGGUCUCCCAGGACACCUACAAGUACUUCGAGGGUGUCCAGAAGAGACUUGGCUCCAAGUACGACGCCUGGAAGCAGACCUACAACAGCUGGAAGUCUGUCAACGCUGACAAGGCAAAGCUUCUCGAGAUGCUCCAGUCCAAGAAGACUCCCUCCGCCGCGGACAUGUUCAAGGCCAUCCCCGAGAUCUCCAAGGGCAAGGACAUCGCCACCCGUGAGGCUGGUUCCAUCGUCAUCAACCACAUCUCCGACCUCGUCCCCCAGUUCCUCUCCGGCUCUGCUGAUCUUCACGGAUCCAACAAGAACUACAUCAAGAACGGAGGAAACUUCGGCAGGGGCUUCGACAAGACCUACACCGGCAAGAACUUCUACUUCGGAAUCCGCGAGCACGCUAUGGGAGCCAUCAUGAACGGUAUCGCCUUCCACGGCCUCUACCGCCCCUCCGGCGCUACCUUCCUCGUCUUCGUCGACUACAUGCGCGCAAGCAUCCGCGUCGCUUCCCUCGCCGAGCUUCCCUGCACCUACAUCCUCACCCACGACUCCAUCGGUGUCGGCGAGGACGGUCCCACCCAUCAGCCCGUCGAGACCACGGCCUCCCUCCGCGUCAUCCCCAACCUCGACGUGAUCCGCCCAGCUGAUCCCGAGGAGACCGUCGGCGCCUACGUUCACUCCCAGCAGAGGAAGGACGGACCCACCGCUCUGAUCCUCACCCGCCAGAACGUUAAGACCCUCGACUCCGUCCCAGCUCAGACCCGCCGUGAGGGAGUUCUCAAGGGAGCCUACGUCCUCAAGAAGGAGACCGGAGCCCUCAAGCUCAUCAUCCUCGCCGCUGGUUCCGAGGUUCAGCACGCCAUGGCCGCUGCCGACGCUCUCGGCGAUGGCAUCCGUGUCGUCUCCGUUCCUUCCAUGAACAUCUUCAACAAGCAGCCCCAGUCCUACAAGGACGAGGUCCUCCCCCCCUCCUGCACCAAGCGCGUUGCCAUGGAGGCUGGAGUUGGCAGCAUGUGGUACCAGUACGUCGGCCUCCAGGGCAAGGUUGUCAGCGUUGAGCGCUUCGGCUUCUCUGCCCCCGGAGACAUCGUGAUGAAGGAGCUCGGUAUGACUGCUGAGAACUUGAUCAAGGAGUGCAAGGCCUACAUGUAA